GCUGAAAAUGCAGAUUUAGCAUCAAGCACAGACACACACUAGCUCUUUCUCUCGGGUACACACAGCUCCGCACAUUCGCACCCCUGCCAGCCAGCCGGGCUGCACGACUCCACAGCUUCCCUGGCAGCCAGCUGCUGGUGGACAGCGCACAAAUUUGCUCUUUGCCGAGCUUCUCUUCUGCCUCUUUUGCUAUACAAAGAUUUUUUUUAAAGAAAAACAGAAACAAAAAACUACAUUCCUAUUUUUAAUUUGCAUCUCCCUGCUCGUCCCCUGCUCCACCACCCUGCCCGCCUCGCAGCCCCACUUUUCACUCCUGAAGGAUGGAGGUCGGUUGUGGAUCGCAGUGGAAGGCUGCCGGGCUUCUCUUCUGUGUCAUGGUUUUUGCGUCUGCUGAGAGACCGGUCUUCACGAAUCAUUUUCUCGUGGAGUUGCAUAAAGACGGGGAGGAAGAGGCUCGCCAAGUUGCAGCAGAACAUGGCUUUGGAGUCCGAAAGCUCCCCUUCGCGGAAGGCCUGUAUCAUUUUUAUCACAACGGCCUUGCAAAGGCCAAAAGAAGACGCAGCCUGCACCACAAGCAGCAGCUGGAGAGAGACCCCAGGGUAAAGAUGGCCCUGCAACAAGAAGGCUUUGACCGUAAGAAGAGAGGCUAUAGGGACAUCAAUGAGAUUGACAUCAACAUGAAUGAUCCUCUUUUUACAAAGCAAUGGUACCUGUUCAACACUGGACAAGCUGAUGGCACGCCUGGCCUCGACUUGAAUGUGGCCGAAGCCUGGGAGCUGGGGUACACGGGCAAAGGAGUGACCAUUGGGAUUAUGGAUGAUGGAAUUGACUAUCUCCACCCAGACCUGGCCAACAACUAUAACUCGGAUGCAAGUUAUGACUUCAGCAGCAAUGACCCCUACCCGUACCCUCGAUACACAGAUGACUGGUUCAACAGCCACGGAACUAGAUGUGCAGGAGAAGUUUCUGCUGCAGCCAGCAACAAUAUCUGUGGAGUCGGCGUAGCAUACAACUCCAAGGUGGCAGGCAUCCGCAUGCUGGACCAGCCCUUCAUGACAGACAUCAUUGAGGCCUCCUCCAUCAGCCACAUGCCUCAGCUCAUUGACAUCUACAGUGCAAGCUGGGGGCCCACAGACAAUGGGAAGACGGUCGACGGGCCCCGAGAGCUCACGCUGCAGGCCAUGGCAGAUGGCGUGAACAAGGGCCGCGGGGGCAAAGGCAGCAUCUAUGUGUGGGCGUCCGGGGACGGUGGCAGCUAUGAUGACUGCAACUGUGACGGCUACGCCUCAAGCAUGUGGACCAUCUCCAUCAACUCAGCCAUCAACGACGGCAGGACCGCCCUGUACGACGAGAGCUGCUCUUCCACCUUAGCCUCCACCUUCAGCAACGGGAGGAAGAGGAACCCUGAGGCGGGUGUGGCCACCACAGACUUAUACGGCAACUGUACCCUGAGGCAUUCUGGAACAUCUGCAGCUGCUCCUGAGGCAGCCGGCGUGUUUGCACUGGCUUUAGAGGCUAACGUGGAUCUGACCUGGCGAGACGUGCAGCACCUGACUGUGCUCACCUCCAAGAGGAACCAGCUUCACGAUGAGGUCCACCAGUGGCGAAGGAACGGGGUUGGCCUGGAGUUCAAUCACCUCUUUGGCUACGGAGUCCUUGAUGCAGGUGCCAUGGUGAAAAUGGCUAAAGACUGGAAAACUGUCCCUGAGAGAUUCCACUGUGUAGGAGGCUCCGUGCAGAAUCCUGAGAAAAUACCACCCACCGGCAAAUUGGUACUGACCCUCAAAACAGAUGCCUGUGAGGGGAAAGAAAACUUUGUCCGCUACCUAGAGCAUGUGCAAGCUGUCAUCACAGUGAAUGCAACCCGAAGAGGAGACCUGAACAUCAACAUGACGUCCCCCAUGGGCACCAAGUCCAUUUUGCUGAGCCGGCGUCCAAGAGACGAUGACUCCAAGGUGGGCUUCGACAAGUGGCCUUUCAUGACCACCCACACCUGGGGGGAGGACGCCCGGGGGACCUGGACCCUGGAGCUGGGCUUUGUGGGCAGUGCCCCACAGAAGGGGUUGCUCAAGGAAUGGACCCUGAUGCUACAUGGCACGCAGAGUGCCCCAUACAUUGAUCAGGUGGUGCGGGAUUACCAGUCCAAGCUAGCCAUGUCCAAGAAGCAGGAGCUGGAGGAAGAGCUGGAUGAGGCAGUGGAGAGAAGUCUGCAAAGCAUCCUGAGGAAGAACUAGGGCCAUGCUUCAUCCUUCACCUCCCCCUCCUCCCUGUCUCUGCCUCUGUCCUUGCUCCACAGUUCUGGCAGCCACCAGCCGCCCAGAAAUUCCUGUUACCCCCACACAAGCAAUCCCAGCCUGGUCUGCAGCUUUGCUCACUGUCAAUGAUUAUUUGCACCACAAUGGAAGCAAUCGUUUUUAUUCUGUAGCCCAAAUAUAGCGUUCCUACCAACAUCUA
Messenger RNA from Psammomys obesus (fat sand rat), 2454 nucleotides. RefSeq names its product proprotein convertase subtilisin/kexin type 2 (gene Pcsk2). NCBI's taxonomy places the organism in Eukaryota, Metazoa, Chordata, Mammalia, Rodentia, Muridae. The record is from RefSeq and is a predicted model, not a curated record. The transcript is spliced from 12 exons. Gene Ontology annotation, molecular function: serine-type endopeptidase activity. Gene Ontology annotation, cellular component: trans-Golgi network; Golgi membrane. Bases 321 to 2234 code for a protein of 637 amino acids. Gene Ontology annotation, biological process: protein processing.